CUUCAACUCAUCAUUCUCUCAUUCCAUUCACAUCCAUCAACAUCGCCAUCCAAGCUAUUCAAGCGAUCACAAACAACACAGGCAAGCAAGCGUUCUUACACUCAACCCAACAACCACAAACAGCUCGAUAGACCGAACAAACGAUGCACAGCAUUCAGCAAGGUCGACCCACAGAAACCAUCGCUACCGAGACCAGGCCCACCUCAAAAUUCGCCCUACGCUUGUCCACAUGGCUCAAGGACCACAAGGCCGCUAAGGGUCCAUCUCAACAAGAACAGCAGCACCAACUCAACAGCUGCAAUAAUUUGGCCAUCGCAGGGACAAGCAGCACUCAAGAAAGGGACCAACAAUUGCCAUCCUGGGUCUUUGAGGACCUUAACUCUCGGCCUAUGCCAUCGCCCUCUUUCCCGUCUUCACCCAUCUCUGCAUCAUCAGGAGCAGCGACAGAGGCAGGCCUUGCAGCAUUGAUACAUGAGUUCGGAGAAAUGACCACUGAUGGAGCGGAUAAUACAGAUGAAACAGAAAUAGUACUCGAGACACCACCGCAACAGCAGCAACAGCAAAACCAACUCCGUCAACAUUUUCACCAACAGCCCCUUUCAGAACCCUACGUUUCCUUCAAAAGGUCGCAAGCAAAGUACAAGCAGUCGUGGCGGAGGACACGUCCCGAGUUGCUGCCCAGAAAGGCCCCCAUCAAGCGUAUACCUAGCGGCACUCAGGAGUUGACCUCGAUCACAGGAGACAUCGAGACCGACAUCGCCAUACCGGAGAAACGUUCAGCUGUUUACGUGCCGCAUGAUAUCCUGCUCGCCAUCUUUUCGCAUCUCCCGUCAAGGGCUAAUGCUCAGCAGUAUUACGACCGCACUCAGCCAUCGGACUUGCUUUCGUGUUCAAGGGUCAGUAUGGCCUGGCGUCUGGCUGCCCUGCCAACUAUCUGGCAAACCAUUGUGCUACCGGACCCCCUUGACCGAUCCUGUCGACGACUGUUGCACCUCCUGGCAUCUUCGUACGCGUCUGCACAGGUCACGGGGAGGAACUAUGACAUGACAGAAAUGGUCCAACGUGUCGAGGUUGAUCUCCUUGAGGCAACCGAACUAUUGGCGGACGAUAGAGAUUACGAUUUACCAGAGGACUCGACAACUACUCCGUCCGUAGCAGCAGCAACAGCAGACAUGGCCGCCAUGACAGAUCAUAUCACAGCUCUCCUACAGUAUGUGUCACCCUUCCGGACACUUUCGAUCCAAUUGCCGCAGGAGAUCGAAUCAAGCGCGGCCGAGAUUUUAACGAAGACUGCCUCGAUGCCGACACUCGAAGCCAUUGUCCGUGGCAUUCAGGACGCCCAGAUCAAGGAGCUGGACAUGCCUUCGCCCAUGUACUGCAGUGUCUCAACCUUUCCUGGUAUGCUGAACCUAAUCUCAAGGCUGCAAGAUCUUAGGGUGCUUAUUCUGGGUUACUCAAGUCGAGAUUGGCCAUUGCUCAAGGCCAUCAUAUCAUUGCCUCUGCUGGAAAGUCUUUGCGUGUUUGAUUCGUGCUGGAGUAAUCAGAUCUGGAUCUAUCUGCUUAGCUCGUUGGGACCUCGACUGCGCGGACUCACUGUACUUCAAGGCCGCCGUCCACUACAGGGAGUUGUCCUUCGCGAGGGCAUUGCUCCCUACUGCAGGAACCUGACCUCGCUCUCGAUCCCGUUCAUUCAGCUCCUGUCAGGGCCUGCACCUGUUCUCACGAACGAGGAUUUGAUCCCAGUCAUCAAAACCUGUCAUGGGCUCCAGACUAUCAACAUUUCAGGACAACGACUGUUGGGCGAUCCAGUAUUGGAGGUGAUCGCGGAUCUGUGGGGUUUGCAGAUACUAGAUAUUCGAGAGUGCUCCCUCAUGACCGGCCAGAACAUCAAAGGCGUGCGUUGGCAGUCGAUCCAGCGGGUACGCGUCUCUGGCUGCGGCGAGAUCUCGCAAGAAUUCAUGGAUUUAAUCUUGCAGGCCUGGAGGUCUUCGGUUGCGCAGACAGGUCGAUACAUAACUGGCCCUAGUGCUGGUUCGAGCCACAAGUUCACAUCUGUGCUGGACUUCAAUCAUGAUACCGUGGAUCCUGUUGAGAUGGGCUGGGUUCGUCAACGGGAAGAUGAGCCACCACUGGAUCUAGACGAAGACCACUUCUUUGCGGACUGGUAUGUUUAAAUCAUAAUCCAACGCAAUAAAAGCAAUGAAUGUUAC
Gamsiella multidivaricata is the source of this 2210-nucleotide messenger RNA. RefSeq lists its product as uncharacterized. NCBI's taxonomy places the organism in Eukaryota, Fungi, Mortierellomycota, Mortierellomycetes, Mortierellales, Mortierellaceae. The coding region runs from base 144 to 2174 and encodes 676 amino acids. Gene Ontology annotation, molecular function: protein binding. The transcript has a single exon. The record is from RefSeq and is a predicted model, not a curated record.